Penicillium nucicola is the source of this 1593-nucleotide messenger RNA. RefSeq names its product MFS general substrate transporter. Gene Ontology annotation, molecular function: sucrose:proton symporter activity. The record is from RefSeq and is a predicted model, not a curated record. The transcript is spliced from 6 exons. Gene Ontology annotation, cellular component: membrane. NCBI's taxonomy places the organism in Eukaryota, Fungi, Ascomycota, Eurotiomycetes, Eurotiales, Aspergillaceae. Bases 1 to 1593 code for a protein of 530 amino acids.
AUGAGCCACCUCUACGAGCCAGUCACAAGUUCAGAAUCGCAAAAUGACGGGGCUGUUGGAAACCAAGUCAAAAGGCCAUUGGGAAAGGGAGAAUUAUUCCGUCUGGCAAUAAGCAUGGGAGGUCUACAAGUGACCUGGGUGACUGUUAUGGCGGCAGGCUCACCGUUUCUUCUCUCCCUUGGACUUGUACCGUCACUUGUUUCUCUGGUCUGGCUGUCUGGCCCAGUAUGCGGCACUCUCCUCCAACCAUUCAUCGGAUACAAAAGUGAUACAUUAGUUUCCAUCAAUAUGCUGGCAUGGACCAGUGAGACAAUGCGGCUGACUUGCUCCGUGCUGGGUGUCAAUCCGUAUAACCGUGCCCCUAGUUUAAUCACCAAACUGCUGGCAGUUUUCUGGAUCUGGGUAUUAAAUAUCUCGCUCCAGCCAGUUCAAGCUGGCCUCAGAGCCCUCGCUGUGGAUUGCUGUCCAGAUACGCAACAGGCUGAAGUUGGCACAUUUACCAGCUGCAUCGUUCUCCUCGGCAACUUGGUCGGCUAUGGCGCUGGGUUCCUGAAAAUGCCUAUUCCAAGUGUGCCUGGGUUGGUCGAGAAUAUACAAUUCAAAGGUCUCUGUCUGAUUGCCUCCCUAUGCCUCGGGAGUACCGUGGCGAUUACCUGCUACUUUACGAAAGAGCGAAGUCUAGCAACAACUCCCUCGCCCCAGAAGAAGAUCCGCGCUUGGCGAGUGUUCUGGGAAAUUCAGAAAACAGCAAUAGAUCUUCCUCCAACAGUGAAGACAGUUUGCCUAGUUCAAUUCUUCUCUUGGCUGGCUUGGUUUCCUUUUCUGUUUUAUGGCGUAACAUACCUGAGCAAAAUUUACAAAUCCAACCUUCUCCUAAUAAAAAUGGGGCCUCCUUCCAACCAUUUCUAUAAUGCACUGCAUGAAGAAUCCAUAAGACAUGGCACAUUAGCAUUGGUCUUAUUCUCAUGUGUCGCACUGAUAACCAACUUUACUCUUCCGUACCUAAUUCACGACAAUCCAGGCGAUAGAACACGAGACGUGACUGAUAUAGGGAAUGUAUGGGGUCGCAUCAAGAGGAACUUGACCCUCCCUCGCGCGUGGAUGGUUUCUCACGUUCUGUCUUCAAUAAGUCUCUUUGGGUUGACUGUGGGAGAAGACUUCAUCUCAUCUGUGGUAUUUGUUGCUAUCCUCGGUAUCUCUUGGGGUCUCACGCAAUGGGCACCUUUCGCGAUCAUCGGGGCAGAAAUUGCUAAAGAGUCCAUCCCAAACCCCUUGUAUCGUGAUCACUCCACGAGGGUACCGGAAGCUGCCUCUUCUUCUGGCUCGUUUACUACAAAUGAUGAAAUUGAUGCUGAGAAGCAACAAUUCUCAUCGAAUCAUUCACCCGGUCCGGCGCGGUCAAUGGCGGCUACAACGAUGGGGGUCCAUAACAUUGCCAUCUCCUUACCGCAAAUCUGCUCCGCCAUUAUCAGUAGUCUUAUAUUUGCAAUUUCCACCUCACUCAAUCUCGGACCAACAGUGACGCUGGCGUGGGUGUUGCGAUGCGGAGUGGUGGCAGCUGCUUGUGCUGCUUAUCUAGGUCGUGGUAUCUAG